AUGUCCGGACAUCCGCAGGGAGGCCACUACGACGACGGCUACGGCCACAGUCAGGGCCAGGCCCAGCCCCAGGGCCAGGACUCGUACUAUCACGACGACCAGCAAUACGGCCAGUACCACGACGAUGCCCGUGGGCAACAGGGUCACUACCAGCAGAACGGCAACGACGCCUACUAUGACGAACAAGCCUACUACGACGGCCAGCAGGGCGGCCACUAUCAACAGAACGGCGGAUACUAUGAUGACCACCAAGGUCAGCAACAGGGUUACCAAGACGAAUACUACAACGACCAGUAUUACGACCAAGGUGGCGCCCAGGAUGGAUAUGCACAGAACGCCCAGGGCGGCCAGCCCAGACGUCGCCAGCACGACUCCGAGGAGGAUUCUGAGACCUUCAGCGACUUCACAAUGAGGUCUGACAUGGCUCGCGCGACCGAUAUGGACUACUACGGUCGUGGUGAUGAAAGGUACAACAGCUACGGUGGCGAUGGCAACCGCGGAUACCGCCCUCCUUCGUCACAGGUUUCGUAUGGUGGCAACCGCUCAUCUGGUGCAUCGACGCCCAUCUACGGCAUGGACUACUCGAACGCUCUGCCUGCCGGUCAGCGUUCGCGUGAGCCCUACCCUGCCUGGACCACCGAGGCCCAGAUUCCCUGCACAAAGGAGGAGAUCGAGGACAUUUUCCUUGACCUCACUGCCAAGUUCGGAUUCCAGCGUGACAGCAUGAGGAACAUGUACGACCAUUUCAUGACUCUGCUCGACUCGCGUGCAUCUCGCAUGUCGCCCAACCAGGCUCUUCUGUCUCUGCACGCCGACUACAUCGGUGGAGAGAACGCCAACUUCCGCCGGUGGUACUUUGCUGCUCACCUCGAUCUCGACGACGCUGUCGGUUUCGCCAACAUGAACCUUGGAAAGGCCAACCGUAGGACGCGUAAGGCCCGCAAGGCGGCGAAGAAGAAGGCUGGCGAGAACCCCGGCAACGAGGCUGAGACUCUCGAGGCAUACGAGGGUGACAACAGUCUGGAGGCUGCGGAGUACCGCUGGAAGACAAGGAUGAACCGCAUGUCGCAGCACGACCGUGUUCGCCAGGUCGCUCUCUACCUGCUCUGCUGGGGUGAAGCCAACCAGGUCCGUUUCAUGCCUGAGUUGCUCUGCUUCAUCUUCAAGUGCGCGGACGACUACCUCAACUCCCCUGCUGGGCAAGCCCAAACCGAGCCCAUCGAGGAGUUCACAUACCUGAAUGACAUUGUCACACCUUUAUACCAGUACUGCCGGGAUCAGGGUUACGAGAUUCAAGAUGGCAAGUACGUCCGCCGCGAGCGCGACCAUGCUGCUAUCAUUGGAUACGACGACAUCAACCAGCUUUUCUGGUACCCUGAAGGUCUUGAGCGCAUUGUCUUCGAGGACAAGUCCCGCAUCGUCGAUCUCCCUCCCGCUGAUCGCUAUGCAAAGCUCAAGGACGUCGUAUGGAAGAAGGUCUUCUUCAAGACAUACUACGAGCGACGUUCUUGGUUCCACAUGCUGGUCAACUUCAACCGCAUCUGGGUUAUCCACUUGUCAGCUUUCUGGUUCUACACUGUCUACAACUCGCAACCUGUCUACACCAAGAAUUACCAGCAGCAGAUUGAUAACCGACCGAACAAGGCCGCCACCAUGUCCGCUGUCGCACUCGGUGGAGCUAUCGCCUCUUUGAUCCAGAUUCUGGCUACGUGCGUUGAGUGGGCUUACGUUCCUCGCAGAUGGGCUGGUGCCCAGCACUUGACCAAGCGUCUUCUGUUCCUCAUCCUGGUCUUCGCAGUGAACGUUGGUCCCAGUGUCUACAUAUUCGCUAUCAGCCAAACAGGAUUGAUUGCCAAUGUCUUGGGCGGUGUCCAACUGACCAUUGCUUUCAUUACCUACAUCUUCUUCUCGGUCAUGCCUCUCGGUGGUCUCUUUGGAAGCUACCUCACCCGCAACUCGCGCAAGUACGUUGCCAGUCAGACCUUCACGGCCAGCUACCCUCGUCUCAAGGGCAACGACAUGUGGAUGUCUUACGGUCUCUGGGUUCUCGUCUUUGCUGCGAAGCUCGCUGAGUCUUACUUCUUCUUGACUCUGUCGAUCAAAGAUCCCAUCCGUAUCUUGUCGCACAUGAAGAAGCCUGACUGUCUGGGUGAUGCUAUCUUCAAAGACAUUCUCUGCAAGUACCAGCCUAGGAUCUUGCUUGGUCUGAUGUACUUCAUGGAUCUGGUUCUCUUCUUCUUGGAUUCCUAUCUGUGGUACAUCAUCGCCAACAUGUUGUUCUCCGUCUCCCGAUCGUUCUACCUCGGUGUCUCCAUCUGGACUCCAUGGAGGAACAUCUUCUCUCGUCUGCCGAAGCGUAUCUACUCAAAGAUCCUCGCCACCACGGACAUGGAGAUCAAGUACAAGCCCAAGGUUCUCAUUUCCCAGAUCUGGAACGCUGUUGUCAUCUCCAUGUAUCGCGAGCAUCUCCUUGCUAUCGACCACGUCCAGAAGCUUUUGUACCACCAGGUCCCUUCUGAGCAGGAGGGCAAGCGCACUCUCCGUGCCCCUACCUUCUUCGUCUCUCAGGAAGACCACUCGUUCAAGACCGAAUUCUUCCCUGCUCAGAGUGAGGCUGAGCGUCGUAUUUCUUUCUUCGCUCAGUCUCUGUCUACGCCCAUUCCUGAGCCUCUGCCCGUCGACAACAUGCCCACUUUCACCGUUAUGAUUCCUCACUACGGAGAGAAGAUCCUUCUUUCGCUCCGUGAGAUCAUUCGUGAAGAUGAGCCAUACUCCCGUGUCACCCUUCUAGAGUAUCUCAAGCAGCUUCACCCUCACGAGUGGGAUUGCUUCGUCAAGGACACCAAGAUCCUCGCAGAUGAGACUUCGCAGUUCAACGGAGAUGAUGAGAAGAACGAGAAGGAUACCGCUAAGAGCAAGAUUGACGAUCUUCCCUUCUACUGCAUUGGUUUCAAGUCCGCCGCUCCCGAGUACACUCUCCGAACCCGUAUUUGGGCCUCGCUUCGUUCUCAGACUUUGUACCGCACUAUCUCUGGUUUCAUGAACUACAGCCGUGCGAUCAAGCUCUUGUACCGUGUUGAGAACCCCGAGGUUGUGCAGAUGUUUGGUGGUAACUCCGACAAGCUUGAGCGUGAGCUCGAGCGCAUGGCCAGGCGCAAGUACAAGAUCUGUGUUUCUAUGCAGCGAUACGCCAAGUUCACCAAGGAAGAGCGCGAGAACACCGAGUUCCUGCUCCGUGCCUACCCCGAUCUCCAGAUUGCCUACCUGGACGAGGAGCCGCCUGUUAAUGAGGGUGACGAGCCCCGUAUCUACUCCGCUUUGAUCGACGGCCACUCCGAGAUUAUGGACAAUGGCUUGCGCCGACCCAAGUUCCGCGUUCAGCUUUCCGGCAAUCCCAUUCUUGGUGACGGCAAGUCUGACAACCAGAAUCACGCUAUCAUCUUCUACCGUGGUGAAUACAUCCAGCUUAUCGAUGCCAACCAGGACAAUUACCUCGAGGAGUGCUUGAAGAUCCGCAGCGUUCUCGCUGAAUUCGAAGAGAUGACCACCGACAACGUUUCUCCCUACACUCCCGGCAUUCCCAACUCAAACUUCAACCCUGUUGCCAUUCUCGGAGCUCGUGAAUACAUUUUCUCUGAGAACAUCGGUAUUCUUGGUGACAUCGCUGCUGGAAAGGAACAGACAUUCGGUACUAUGUUCGCCCGUACCCUGGCUCAGAUCGGUGGUAAGCUCCAUUACGGUCAUCCUGAUUUCCUCAACGGUAUCUUCAUGACAACGCGUGGUGGUGUCUCCAAGGCUCAGAAGGGUCUCCAUCUCAACGAAGAUAUCUACGCUGGUAUGAACGCUCUCCUCCGUGGUGGUCGCAUAAAGCACUGCGAGUACUACCAAUGUGGUAAGGGUCGUGAUUUGGGCUUCGGUUCCGUCCUCAACUUCACCACCAAGAUCGGUACUGGUAUGGGUGAGCAGAUGUUGUCUCGCGAGUACUACUACAUGGGUACCCAGCUGCCUCUCGACCGUUUCCUGUCCUUCUACUACGCCCAUCCCGGUUUCCACAUCAACAACAUGUUCAUUAUGUUGUCGGUGCAGUGCUUCAUGUUCGUCCUCCUGCACUUGGGAGCACUCAACCACGAGACCAUCCUCUGCCAGUUCAACAAGGACCUUCCGAUCACCGACCCGCAGUGGCCUAACGGCUGUGCCAACUUGGUUCCCGUCUUCGACUGGGUUGCCCGUUGUAUCAUGUCCAUCUUCAUCGUCUUCUUCAUCGCUUUCGUACCUCUUGUCGUCCAAGAGCUUACUGAGCGUGGUUUCUGGCGCGCUGCUACCCGUCUGGCCAAGCACUUCUCUUCUGGAUCACCUUUCUUCGAGGUUUUCGUCACCCAGAUCUACGCCAACUCGCUCCAGACCAACUUGUCCUACGGUGGUGCUCGUUACAUUGGUACUGGCCGUGGUUUCGCCACUGCUCGCAUCCCCUUCGGUAUCCUCUACUCUCGUUUUGCUGGACCUUCCAUCUACCUGGGUGCUCGUGCCCUAAUGAUGCUUGUCUUCGCUACAAUCACCGUUUGGGGUCCAUGGCUCAUAUACUUCUGGGCGUCCCUGUUGUCUCUCUGCCUUGCGCCAUUCCUCUUCAACCCCCACCAGUUCUCUUGGGACGACUUCUUCAUUGACUACAGGGAAUACCUCCGCUGGCUGUCUCGUGGAAACACCCGUUCUCACAGCGCCUCUUGGAUCGGUUACUGCCGUCUGUCCCGAACGCGUAUCACUGGUUACAAGCGCAAGAUUCUUGGAGACCCAUCCUCGAAGCUUUCUGGAGACGUACCUCGUGCGGCCUUCAGCAACAUCUUCAUGGCUGAGGUCCUUGGUCCUCUGGUCUUGGUCGCCGUCACCGUCAUCCCGUACCUUUUCAUAAACGCUCAGACUGGUGUACCCAACCGCCAAACCGAGUUGGACUCCGAAACCAAGAGCUCGGGAGACGACCCCAAGGCUGCCGGUGCUUUGGUCCGUGUCGCGGUCAUUGCUUUCGGUCCCAUCGCCGUCAACGCUGGUGUUCUCGGUGGUCUCUUCGCCUUGGCUUGUUGCGCGGGUCCUCUUCUCAGCAUGUGCUGCAAGAAGUUCGGUGCUGUCCUUGCCGCUAUUGCUCACGCCAUUGCCGUCAUCAUGCUCCUCGUCUUCUUUGUCGUCAUGAUGUUCUUGGAAGGGUUCAGUUUCCCCAGGGCUCUUGCUGGCAUGAUUGCCGUCGUCGCCAUCCAGCGUUUCGUCUUCAAGCUCAUCAUCACCCUCGCUCUCACUCGUGAGUUCAAGGCUGAUACCUCCAACAUCGCCUGGUGGACUGGUAAAUGGUACACCAUGGGUUGGCACACGCUCUCCCAGCCUGGCCGUGAAUUCCUUUGCAAGAUCACCGAGCUCGGUUUCUUCGCUGCCGAUUUCAUUCUGGGACACGUUUUGCUCUUUUUCAUGCUUCCGAUCCUGUUGAUCCCUUACGCCGACAAGUUCCACUCGGUCAUGCUGUUCUGGCUGCGACCAAGUCGUCAAAUCCGUCCUCCUAUCUACUCGCUGAAGCAGACCAAGCUUCGCAAGCGCAGAGUAGUUCGUUACGCGAUCUUGUACUUCGUACUGCUUGUCGUCUUCCUUGCUCUCAUUGUUGGCCCUAUCGUUGCCGGCAAGCAGAUCAAGCUCAGCGUCACGUUGCCCAUGGAGCUCCUCCAACCCACAGGAUACAGCAACAACGACACUUCAAGCACACCAACUGGCACGUGUAUCCAUGGUGCAUGCCCGGUGUACCAGGGUGGCGACUCCGACUCCGGUUCUACGGACGACACUGCCGAAGCUACAGCAACAGAGGCCGCUCGCCGCUUCCGUCGUUACAUGGCGUAUUGA
Messenger RNA from Macroventuria anomochaeta, 5874 nucleotides. RefSeq names its product glycosyltransferase family 48 protein. NCBI's taxonomy places the organism in Eukaryota, Fungi, Ascomycota, Dothideomycetes, Pleosporales, Didymellaceae. Gene Ontology annotation, biological process: fungal-type cell wall polysaccharide biosynthetic process; (1->3)-beta-D-glucan biosynthetic process. The transcript has 3 exons. Bases 1 to 5874 code for a protein of 1957 amino acids. Gene Ontology annotation, molecular function: 1,3-beta-D-glucan synthase activity. The record is from RefSeq and is a predicted model, not a curated record. Gene Ontology annotation, cellular component: plasma membrane; 1,3-beta-D-glucan synthase complex.